This is a messenger RNA of Gongylonema pulchrum, 2403 nucleotides long. The record is from the annotation of a GenBank genome assembly. Lineage: Eukaryota; Metazoa; Nematoda; Chromadorea; Rhabditida; Gongylonematidae.
UAUCACAUUUAUUUGGUUCGAAUUCGGCUAAUAGUUUUCAGAUGUACCAAAUGCCCCAACAAAUGCACGUGUCCUAGAAGUGAGUAGCGACGCUGUACUUUUGGACUGGAGCGCUCCAGAAGAUGAUGGUGGAAGUAAAAUUGUUGGCUAUGUUGUGGAAAAGAAAGAAAUUAAUCGCCGAGCUUUCCGUCGUGUCAUUCAGCUAAAAAAUGAUAGGACGAGCUGCUUGGUUGAAGAGCUUGACGCCGAUUCCGAAUAUAUAUUCCGCAUAGCUGCAAUUAACAAAUAUGGAAUUGGUGAUUUUGUCGAAUUUCCAUCCAUAUGCACCGCUGUGACAGUUGAAGAAGUGGAAGAGGUGCCUGAAAAGCCAAAGAGGGCAGAGGAAGCUCCAGAAAAAAUUGGUGAGGAAGGACAAGAAUUUGUAAAAUUAGAAGAGGAAAUAUCAAAAGAACUGGCAAAACCAGUCGAAGAAACAAUCACUGAGGCUAAAGAAGAUGAAGAGUACAAAAAGGUCCCUAGCAAGCAUCCUGAACAAGAGCGAGAGGAGGCUGCCGAGAUUGCUGUUGAACUGGAAGUCGGCGAAAUCACGAAAGAAGAAGAAAAAGAAGUAGAAGUUGCCGAAACUGUAAAGAUUGCUGAAAAAGUUAAAGAAGCGGCGCAAAAAGAAGAGGAACCUGUAAUUAAGAAAAAGAAAGCUGCGAAGAAGAAACCAAGUAAAGAGGAACAGAAAGAGGUCAUUUCAGUUGUGGAAAAACCUGCAGAGUUAGCAGAAACAGCGGAAAUUUCUGCAGAGGAAACUAAAUAUCAGCAGCGGCUGAUUCUGGAGGGACUGGAGAUUUCGGAACCAGUAAAAGUAGAAGUCGAAAAGCAACGAGUUGAGGAAGCACUUCUUGAAGAAAAGGAGAAACAAUAUGAAACAAAAGAGAAAGAUCUGCUGUUACCUGCGGAAGCGGGGGCUGAUAUAUCCCUCACAAAAGUUAUAAGUGGUGAGGAAGGUGCUGUGGCCGAAAAGGAAGUUCCAAAAAAGAAAAAAUCAAAAGUAAAGAAGAAGCUGCCUUUAGACAGUAAAGAAUUAAAAGGAAAGCCAAGUGAAGAUGAAGCGAAAUUAGAAAAAGAGUUGGCAAAGCCGACUGAAAAAAUACCUGAAGAGGUAGCUAAAAUACUUGAAGUGGAAGGACCCGUAGACUCCGAAGUCGUUGCUGAGUAUCAGAUUAAAGUGAAAGAAGCGCAGGAAGAAGCGAGAGAAGGUGCUGAUGUUGAAUUAGCCCUCAGGAUGGCACUCGUUUCUGAGGAGGAAAUGCCGCAACUAGAAGAAGCCAUGAAAUUUGAAAAGGUGCCAGAUACUUCGGCGGCCUCAUCAACAAUCUCUAGCGAUGAAGGUGCCCCGAGUAUGCGUCAAUUGCGCAAGCGUCGCAAUGGCUUUGCCAUUCCGCCAGAACAAGAAAUUCUCGCAUUCCGGGGUGAUACGGUCAAAAUUGAAUGUGAACUGUUCGACGAAAGUGAUACACUGAUUUGGACAAUUAAUGGAAGACCGGCAUCGGACGACGCUAGAUGCAUCGAAAUCGUGGAUGGUUACAUGAGAAUCCUGCAGAUUGAAAAAGUUGUGCCCGAAGAUACUAAAACGAUCGUCACAGCGAACGUCAAUGAGCAUUACGCAGAAUCGCGUUUGAUUGUUGACGAUACACCGGCUGAAAUCACUGAAAAGCUGCCACGCAAGAGUACUGGCAAAAUGGGUGAUACUGUAAAACUAUCGAUAACUGUAUCGCAUCCAACACAGAACGUCCAAUGGUUUUUCGACAGCCAACCUUUAUCCGAAAUUAGCGAUCAGUUCGAAACUGUAGCUGAAGAUGACAAACUCAGUUUGCUUAUCAAGAACGUCAACUAUGAUCAAGCCGGUCGUUAUUCGGUUAGAGUGGAUUCGGCGGAAACGUCAACCGUACUGAUCAUAGAAGGAUUCCCAAUAAUUCAAGAAGCCGAACUUCUACCACCAACUGUUGAGCUGGAAUCACAGGAGAACUUGGUGUUGACAGUACCUUUCAAGGCAGUGCCAGAGCCAGUGCUGGAAUGUCUCUUCAACGGCGAACAAAUUCCGAGCAGUUUGAAAGUGCAAUUGGAUAUUUUCAACGACACGGUACGCUUCUGCAAGCGCAAGGUGAGCAGAAAUGAUGCUGGCCAGUACGCUGUCAAAAUCAAGAAUGAAUAUGGAGAAGUGGUGCAAACGUUCGACGUGAAUGUCAAAGGUCAGGUUUUUAGAUUAAUAAAUUGCCUUUUGUCUGACUUGACCGUUUGUCCGUAUCUUCUAAAUCUUAUCCAUGCUAUAAAUUUUUUUUGUUUUUUGCUUCGGAAGAAGAGGCCAGUUUUGACUGCUCAUCCUUUCAGUUUAGGUAUCCGUUAUCAUUAAAC